AUGUGUCCCGGAGGCGCUAACGCCGGGUUACCCAUCCAUUCGCUACUCUUCGCCAACUCGAUCUUCGAGGAUCUCGAGCCCGCCGCCGCGGCGGAAUCGGUGCAUUGGCCGGCGCCGGAUCAUGGCUCAUCAUUCGGCGCCCCACGCGCGCCGCCCAAGUUCUCCGCGGGCGGCUGGUCGCGCCUCACUCAGGCGCUGAGCAACGGCCGCGCGCUGACUCCGUCGCAGAAGAACUGGGACGUGAAACGUGACGGAAAGCGGGGCGUCACCGGAACCGGAGCCGCGCGAACUUCCAAGGCGGCGACGCCGAAGUCAGCUGCCGCCUCCAAGCCGCGGUCAGCUUCACGUUCGCCACCGCCACUCGUCGGUUCUGCCGAAACUGAAGCGGACGGCGAGCCAGCGCUUCUUCUCCUUCCCGAUGGCUCCGUCCAAAUCGUCACGUCCCAUUCUGUCGCCGAGUCGCGUAGCCCAAAAUUGGCUGGUGACGCGACCUCCGCCGCGAAUGACGACAGUAAGAGGCCCACCCGCGCAAGCGACGUGCUUCAGAAUCGCCCAGGCUGUCAGGUGGGGUCGUUGACGUCAUCCAAUGGCUUUCUCCGCCCGCAGCAGGUGAUGAAACCGGGCCACGUGUACUUCCUCCAGACGCCACAAGCUCCGACGAACGCCGCCGCGUUUCCAGCUCCAGAUGUCAACAGAAUCAAUCCAAGAGAUGACGAGAGUGCUCCCGCCGCAUUGACCUUUCAACGAGACGGUGCUACUAACGCGGAUCAUGGUGCGGUUGGGAUCCAAAUGGAGGAGGAAGAGCACGCUCUAGACGAUGUGACUAUAACGGAGGAGGGACUGAUGGCGAGCAUUCUCGGUAACACGUACAACAUCUCUGAAACCAAUGUGGUUACCCGGACCCUCUCUAACAACAACCCUACCAUCACUGCUAGCAAGAGCAGCGACAGCAGCACCAGCACUCGCACCAUGAGAAGAAAUGCCUCAUUGGGGGAGAGCUCCCGCUGGAGUGCAGCAACAUCUUCAGCAGCUUCGUCUGCAGCAUCGUCUGCGAAUUGCUCCCCCUCACAGCUCCCGGAAGCACCGACCCUGCAGCCUCCUCUCCUCUCCCUCGACCGGCGCAACCUCUCCCCCUCCCCCAUGCCAUCCCUCUACCGCACUCCCUGCGCCUGCUGCUGCGCCAAACGCCCCACCACCCCCACGUCCCACUUCGCUCGAGCCCUCACCCACUCGCUCACCCUCUCCCCCACCUCAUCUGCUGCAACGAAUUCCACGUUCCCAUCCCCCAUGCUUUCCCCCACAUGCCCACCCUCCCCACCAUCGCCAUCACCCUCCCUUCCUUGCUCAGCUCAAGGCUCCAGCCGCCCAAAAGCAGCCAGCCAUUUUUACGCUGUUCCGGAAGAUCUCAGCUUCCAGCUGGACAGUGCUGCCGCCCAGAAUUUUGCCGCUGCCACCCAGGAGCGUUCGGCCUCACUGUUGAUGCACCGUGGCUGUGCUCAGUAG
Closterium sp. Naga37s-1 is the source of this 1503-nucleotide messenger RNA. The record is from the annotation of a GenBank genome assembly. Lineage: Eukaryota; Viridiplantae; Streptophyta; Zygnematophyceae; Desmidiales; Closteriaceae.